ACUGUACUUGAGAUUGUAUUGAUUGUUCGUUUUAUAUUUUUCAGGAGUGAUAAACAACAACCAUCAAAUGUAUCGAUAGAAGAAAUUUAUCGCGCAAAAAAAUUAUACGAAAGUGCGUUCCACCCGGAUAGCGGUGAACUACAGAACAUAUUCGGGCGCAUGAGUUUUCAGAUGCCUGGUGGAAUGGCUAUCACCGGUGCAAUGCUGCAAUUCUAUAGAACUAAUUCAGCUAUUAUCUUUUGGCAAUGGGUCAACCAAUCUUUCAAUGCAUUAGUGAAUUAUACUAAUAGAAAUGCAAAUUCAUCCCUAACUACUACACAAUUGGUAGUUUCUUACGUUUCAGCAACGAGUUCAGCACUGGUGGCAGCUGUUGGAUACAAAAGCUACCUGACGAAAAAAGCAAGCCCUUUCUUUCAGCGUUACGUUCCAUUUGUUGCCGUUGCAGUGGCAAAUUGUAUCAAUAUACCGCUUAUGCGACAAAAUGAGUUAAUAUACGGUAUUGACAUACAGGAUGAAAACGGUAAUAACGUUGGAAAAAGUAGAGUAGCGGCAGCAAAAGGAAUAAGCCAGGUGAUAUUUUCACGCAUAGCAAUGUGCGCUCCAGGAAUGUUGAUUUUGCCGGUCAUAAUGGAAAACUUGGAAAAAUAUAAAUCGUUCCGUAGAUUUUCAUUUUUACAUGCCCCAUUCCAAGUAAUGGUAGUAGGAUGCUUCUUAACUGUGAUGGUACCAACAGCGUGUGCAUUGUUUUCUCAAACUGCAUCUCUGAAUACCAAUGUGAUGCGGAUACUAGAGCCUGACUUUUACGCACAAAUUAAGGAAAAGGGCCCUGUUCCAGAAAAAGUAUACUUUAACAAAGGGUUGUAAUCGAAAUAAUUAUGCAUCUGUCGUUUUAGUAUUGUAUUAGAACAAUGUUGAAGAAGAA
This is a messenger RNA of Ochlerotatus camptorhynchus, 922 nucleotides long. It is a transcript of the gene Sfxn2, whose product is annotated as sideroflexin 2. Gene Ontology annotation, molecular function: monoatomic ion transmembrane transporter activity. NCBI's taxonomy places the organism in Eukaryota, Metazoa, Arthropoda, Insecta, Diptera, Culicidae. The record is from RefSeq and is a predicted model, not a curated record. Gene Ontology annotation, cellular component: mitochondrial inner membrane. The annotation marks the transcript as partial. Gene Ontology annotation, biological process: monoatomic ion transport; serine import into mitochondrion. The transcript is spliced from 4 exons.